AUGAGAUAUUGUAUCUCCACUGUCAGAUUCUCAAUUUUUAUAAAUGGUGCACCUGAUGUUUCCUUUCUUGCUCAAAGGGGUCUGAGGCAGGGAGAUCUUCUUUCCCCCUUUCUUUUUAUCAUUGUCAUGGAGGGCCUAAAUAACAUGAUUAAGAUGGGCAGGGAAAAUGAAUGCCUCAGAGGUUUUGAGGUAGCUACUUCUCCAACCUCAAACUCAACUGGCAACAUGGAAGUAACUCACCUACAGUAUGCCGAUAACAUGCUAAUAUUUUGUGAUGCGGAUGAAAGGCAACUAUUGAUUCUGAGAUUAGCCUUGGUGUUGUUUGAAGGUGUUUCAAGAUUGCACAUCAAUUGGAGAAAAAGUCAGUUGUACCCUAUUAAUGAAGUCUCUAAUAUGGUGGAUCUGUCUGGGAUUCUGGGAGGGGAAAUUGGUUCCUUGCCUACUAUGUAUCUGGGCAUGCGUUUAGGAGCCAAGUCAAAGACUCUAAACAUUUGGAAUCCUGUGAUUGAAAAAUGUGAUAAGAAGCUUACUAGAUGA
This is a messenger RNA of Capsicum annuum, 537 nucleotides long. RefSeq lists its product as uncharacterized. The record is from RefSeq and is a predicted model, not a curated record. Lineage: Eukaryota; Viridiplantae; Streptophyta; Magnoliopsida; Solanales; Solanaceae. The coding region runs from base 1 to 537 and encodes 178 amino acids. The transcript has a single exon.